UACCCGCGCCGCGGCUGCGCAGUGCCGCCCUCUGGGGGCCCCCGCUCCUUCCUCCCAUCGGCCUCAGCUUGCGGGCCUUUCAAACAUGGAGGAGCGGGAGCGGGGGGCGAGGUCGGCUCGCGCCGGGAGCCCCGCAAGCCCGCCCAGCCCGCGGCUGGAUGUCAGCUCAGACAGCUUCGACCCGCUGCUGGCCCUGUACGCGCCCCGCCUGCCUCCCAUCCCCUACCCCAAUGCCCCCUGCUUCAACAACCUGGCGGAGUAUGAGAGCUUCCUCAGGACCGGCAGCCGGGGCGGCGGGCGCGGGCGGGCNNNGGCCCCCGCUGCCGCCGCCGCCGCCGCCGGAACCUCGGGCCGGACCCGCCGCCGGGCGGACGCCCCCGCCCCGGACCCCGAGCGCAUCCAGCGCCUCCGUCGCCUCAUGGUGGUCAAGCAGGAAGAGGAUGGCACGGCCGGGGCGUCCCGGCGGGGACCGGGUCGCAGCCGGAAGGCGCCGCGCAACGUGCUCACGCGAAUGCCCCUGCACGAAGGCAGCCCUCUGGGUGAACUCCACCGUUGUAUCCGGGAGGGGGUGAAGGUGAAUGUGCAUAUCCGCACUUUCAAGGGACUUCGGGGCGUCUGUACAGGCUUCCUCGUAGCAUUUGACAAGUUCUGGAAUAUGGCACUUACUGAUGUGGAUGAGACCUACAGAAAACCUGUUCUAGGCAAAGCAUACGAGCGGGAUUCUUCGUUGACUCUCACAAGGCUGUUUGAUCGGCUGAAACUACAGGAUUCCUCCAAAAAGGAAGCAGAUUCGAAGUCUGCAGUUGAAGACUCCACUCUGUCCAGAUACUCGCAGACAUCAACUUGGAAGGUGGCUUCCGUGUGGGGAAGAGGAGACACUGACCGAAGCUCUCACAGGCGUUCCCAUUCCGUUCCUUCUUCCCUGCAGGCCUCUGCUAGGGAGGAGUCCAGGUCCGAGCUGUCAGGGAGGACUACAAGGACAGAAGGGUCCAGUGUGGGAGGUACCUUUUCCAGGGCCACCACCCUUUCCCAGGGCCAGCCCCGUAAGAAAAAGCGAAAGCCCAAGGUGGAUUACCAGCAGGUAUUCACUCGACACAUAAAUCAGAUUUUCAUUCGAGGUGAGAAUGUGUUGCUGGUUCAUCUUGCACAGUAACCAGCUCAGCCUCAUUUGAGCUUUGGUGUUUAGAAAUAAAGUGCAUGAGUUACUACUGUGCUGUACCCUAGUAUCCCAGUGAAACUCUGAGUUGGAAUGAUUCCCUCUGGACCUGCACAUGCAGAGGACAGAGCAGGCUCGACCUUCUGGAAGAUGAGCUCAAGGGGAGGACAGGCCUCGGCAGGGUGGGCAUUUGAGCUCAUGUCAAGGUAGAAGCCAUGCAUCUGAUUGGGUGUCGUGGUCUACUUCAGUCAUGCUAGCCAAAUAUAUAAGAUUUUGCACUUGACUUGGGGAUCACAGUAUGAGUGGAAUUCACUCUUCAGUGACUAUAGAAAAAACUCUCUCAAAAGAAUUAUCUUAUUUUGAAAAGCUAGUGCCCCAAGUACUCAAGAAUUUGAUUCUAAGAGUAGCAGUAUAAAUGGCCCUGAGCCCUGCACCCACAUCUUAUAACUGACCUUCGAGUUUUGCUCAACGCCAUUCUCUCUUGACCAAGAAAUGAAAUUUAUUAUCUUUGAAUAUCUAUAAGGCCUAGGAAAAUUACCAACUUACAUAGGGGUGAAAUUUAGGUAGGUGGUAUAUUCAAAGUAGCCAGUGCUGAGCACUGUCUUGAUCCCUCUCCUUGCUAUGGAAGGGAGUUCAGGCCCUCUUCAGUCUUCCCCUCACCAGAGGUAGCCUCUGCAGAUGGCGUGCCAGAUGAGACUAACUUGCUUGUUGGUGCCUCCCGUCCUUUGUGCUAACUCCUGUGGCAUGGUGCUAGUGCAUGUCCCCUGUGGUAUUGCCUCUGUGUGUAAUGUGAACUGUCCUGUGAGCUUCAUGCUAGGAGACUGUCCUUCAUGUCCAGCUUCAAAGAAUUUGGCAAGAACUCAGUAAUACACCUAGACACACGGCUGAGAGUCCCCUUUCCACGUGGGGCCGGCUUCGUGUAGACUUUCAGAAUGGCUUGCCAUGUGGUGGUAGUUUUAUUCCUUGAGUCCCUGUUCACAGGGACACUUUCCUCACAGCCGGGCUGGAGUAACAGGAGCACCAUGGGACCCAGGGCUGCUUCUACUUGAAUCAUACUAUUAUAUGCUUUGUAAAUCGCCAGUGCAGAAUAGGCUGCAUCUUGACAUAGACUGUUACGCAAUACUGACUUUUUGUUUUGUUUAUAUUUGUUUUAUCUUGAGUAACAUAUUCAAAGUGAGAAGAAACAGCUAACUAGUUAAAAUGUAUGAAAAGAGAAAUUUCCUGUUGUAUUCAUUGUUUAGUUUGAGACUUCUGAGGCACAGUGUGCAUAAGGUUUAGGGAACCAGAAUACCUGCUUCUUCUAGCUAGACUGCUGGGUCGUUAGACAAUGAAACGUGAGCAGAUUUAUCCCCUCCGUGCCUCACUUUCCCCUAUGAGACACCUACCUCACCAGGACAUUGUGACAAAGAAUUUUAGGAAGGCAUUUUACGGCCUCUAAACAUGUUUAAGUGCCAUGAGUAAUUUUUACUCACUCUGUUUCACAGCUCUGUAAGAAUUCUACAUCUUAUGAACAGGGCAGGUGCUAUAUAAGAAUGAAGUGUUCCUAGGUGUCAUAUUGUGGUCUAGUAACUAUCAUCAGAAGGCAGUGAAAACUUGAGGAACUAGUUUCCAUAUUCCAUUCCUCCACCCAGAAGGACAGUGGAAGUUCUCAGAACAUCUCAUUAAGAGGAGAAUGAUACUUUGGUUUCUUUUGCUGCUCUCCCCUCAUCUCAGUCCCGAGGUUUUUCUGAUAAUUGUCAGAAAGAUUUAUAUAAUACCAAAGGAACAUGAGUAUCUAAAAAUGGCACAUCCCCAAAGGGGAAUUUGUAGAAGCCUUUAUUUAUUUACUGUUAAUUUGUUUUUAUUUUUAAAUGCAUUUGAAAGUAUGCUUUAGAGCCAGAUUAGAUGUACUAAAGUUUUUAUAGAGAUUCCAGGUUACAAACUCAAGACCACAGUUAUCUUUGGAAUCUGCCAGUCUAAAUUCUGUCCUCACUAGUGUGUCCAACAAUCUCAAUUCCCAGAUUAAUAGUCAUCUUAUUCCAUCUUCAGGCAAUGCUGCCUGCAUCUCUUUGCCAGUCUCCCCUGCCAGCCUCAUGUCUGCCUUCCUGUCCCUCAGAAGCUGUAAUAGAUACUCUGUUUUCCCAAUAAUGUAAAAAUUUUGAAUAAAAAAUAUAAUUUCCAUUUCAUUCCAUUGCCUUAUUAAAUCUAGCCUGAUUGAUUUUAAACACAUACAAGUUUUUAUGUUUAUGUGUAACUUUCAUAUAUUCACAGAAGGAUUAAAUUACUAUUUUCUCCCCAACAUGACAUGAAAAAAAAUUUGAACUGUGUGCUUUUAGGUACUGUAAUGCCCCCUAUUUAUUGAGUGGUUUAGGCAAUGCUCCUAAAAUGAAUAUUAUUUAGUAAGUGUACUAUUUUGUACAAAGCAUGGUAAUUAUUUUUAGAGCAGUCCAUUUUUUAAAAUUGCUGUCUUUUCUUUAUUAUUGGAAAAGUUUUUCAAAAAUAAAGAAAAAAUGGGCCCAAAUAAUGUAUUGCUGCUCAAAAAUUGUAACCAUGUAGGUCAUUAUGAUAAAUUGCUAGGGUGACUGAGGAUGUAGCUCCCUGGUAGGGCACAUGCUUAGCAUGUGUGAGGCCCUGAGUUCAAUCUCCAGCACAGUGAUAGAUAGGUAGAUAGAUAGAUAGAUAGAUAGAUAGAUAGAUAGAUAGAAAGAAAAUUGCUAUGAAAUAAUUGACAUCUUCCCAGGAGAAGGGAAAAUAAUGGUAGAGAAUCAGAACCCUUGACCCCCACCUCCACAUCACCUGAAGGGUUGCACACACUGAAAAGCAACAGAACUGGUCUCUGGUGUUCUCCAGGGAUCGGGCUUGGGAUCCCUGGAUCACUUGUUAAGAAUAGUAUCUGUUUUGGGCUGGGGAUUUAGCUCAGUGGUUUUGCCGCCUGCUGCGCAAGUGCAAGGACCCGAGUUCAAUCCCCGGUACAAAAAAAAAAAAA
This is a messenger RNA of Heterocephalus glaber (naked mole-rat), 4121 nucleotides long. The record is from RefSeq and is a predicted model, not a curated record. Lineage: Eukaryota; Metazoa; Chordata; Mammalia; Rodentia; Bathyergidae.